UCAUUAAUUGUCAGAUUGUCAAAUGUCAUGAUCCGGGGUGGUGUUUUGCGAAACUGUGGUGUUUUAUUUUCGAAGAAAAUACGCAGAAAUAUUUCUAUGCACAAAAUGUCUGAGAAACCAGCGGAUCAUGUCACUACAAAUGGAUUAGAAACCAAAACACCAUUUUUAAUAGGCGUAGCUGGUGGUACAGCUAGCGGUAAGUCGACAGUAUGCCAAAGAAUAAUGGAGAAGCUAGGUCAACAGCACAAAGACAACACAGAGAGGAGAGUGGUGUGUAUCAGUCAGGACUCUUUCUACCGCACCCUCACACCGUCAGAGAGGCUCCGAGCUGAGCGAGGCCAGUUCAAUUUUGACCACCCCGAUGCAUUUGAUGAUAAAAAACUAUUGACUGUUCUUAAGGAUAUACUCACUGGCAAGAGGGUUGAAGUUCCUGAAUAUGACUAUAUCACAAACUCUAUAAGCAACCGAUCGCACACAAUCUACCCGGCGGAUGUGGUCCUCAUAGAGGGCAUCCUAGUGUUCUACUUCCCCGAGGUCAGAGACUUGUUCCACAUGAAGCUAUUUGUUGAUACUGACUCCGAUACGAGAUUAGCGAGGCGAGUGCCUCGCGACAUCAUGGAGAGAGGUCGUGACUUGGAACAAGUGCUUAAUCAGUACAUGAACUUUGUGAAGCCUGCUUUUGAGGAGUUCUGUUUACCGACUAAAAAGUUUGCUGACGUCAUAAUACCAAGGGGAGCAGAUAAUUUGGUGGCUAUCGACCUCAUCGUGCACCAUAUUUGGGACAUCCUGUACAAGAAGAGGCCAGUCGUCAACGGUUGCAAUGGCACGCAUCUCGAAGUGGACGAGAACGGUGGAAGACGCAUGUCCGGAAGCUCCGAAGACACACUCAUUGCCAUUGAUCUGAUAGUUCAGCAUAUAUCCGAGUACCUGAAGCGGAAACCGAGCGACAAGUCUCACCUGGGCUACCCGUCCCUCGCCACCUCCCUGCCGGCGAGCCCUCAGCGGGGCGGGAAAAUUGGUCGGCCGCACUAAACUGUCAAAGUGACAGCUUUAAGACAAGAAAUGAUUUUUUUUUCGUUCAUGUAGCAAUUAUUUUACAAGGCUCACCGCUCAAAUUGUUCAUAGGUAUUGACUAUGACAAUAAUUCGGUAGUAAAUUAAGUAUUAAUCUUAUGACACAAAGAGGCUCGUAUAUUUUCAAUGCAAAAAUUUGCAAGGUUGUCCUAGUUUAUAUUGGCACUUUUUGGUGAAAUGUUAGUUCCUAAUUACCAACUAAAUGAAAACUUUUGAAAAGGUAAAGUAAUUGUUAUUUGGACCUACUUUUUGUUGAAUGUGGAUUUAAAACGUUUUGAAGGUAGAUAAGAGGUAUUGAGUUUUUUUUUAUCGAGGUGAAAUAUUGUAUUUUUUUGCCUAGAAAGUAGUAUUCGCCUUGAAAGUACUUUAGUAACUGAGCACAGUUUCACUAAAAAGACGACUAAAUAGGCCUUGUUCGUGUCUAAGGAAUAAAACAGCAAGGUAAAUAUAAGAAAAUUAUGAGAAAUAACCGAAAAAUUAACACCCUGUAUAUAGGCUUUGUUUCAUCACAAACAAAAGCAGUUUUAUUAGAAAGAUGAGAAGAAAAGAAGACAAUUGAAAUUAUUGUAAUACUAUCUACUAUUAGCAGUAGAUGGAAAUAGUAGUUUUAAAAUACGCAGAAUCACGAAAUUAUCAUCUCUAGUUUUAAAUUGAACUCGGAACUAGUCUAAGUAUGCUUGUGAUAACUUUUUGGCUCGGUACUUAUCGUAAAGUAACCGAAAUUUUGAUA
This is a messenger RNA of Aricia agestis (brown argus), 1803 nucleotides long. It is a transcript of the gene Uck, whose product is annotated as uridine-cytidine kinase. Lineage: Eukaryota; Metazoa; Arthropoda; Insecta; Lepidoptera; Lycaenidae. Gene Ontology annotation, molecular function: ATP binding; kinase activity. The transcript is spliced from 7 exons. The record is from RefSeq and is a predicted model, not a curated record. Gene Ontology annotation, cellular component: cytosol; cytoplasm. Bases 28 to 1032 code for a protein of 334 amino acids.